CUGGCUCCAGGUGCUUCCUCUCUCGUCAUGGCGCUGCCCUGGGCUCUUGCUGUCCUGAGUCUCCUCCCUCUGCUGGACGCCCAAGAUCCAGCAUGUGCCAACAUGAAGCCAGCGGCUAUCACUAAUGCCACCCUGGAGCGGAUCUCUGGCAAAUGGUUUUACAUCGCCUCUGUCUUUCACCAUCCCAAGUACAAUCAAUCAGUUGGAGAAAUCCAGGCGACCUUCUUUUACUUCACCCCCAACAUCACGGAGGAUGUGAUACUACUCAGACAAUACACGACCAUGCGCGGCCAGUGUAUCUAUAACUCCAGCUACCUGGGGAUCCAGCGGGAGAAUGGGACCCUCUCCAAAUAUGUGGGGGGCACACAAAAUUUUGUCAACCUACUGUUCACCAAGGACCCCACGACCUACAUGUUUUCUUUCUACCUGGAAGACGAACCGAACCAGGGGCUGUCCUUCUACGCUCGGAAGCAGGAGGUAACCCAGGAACAACUGAGAGAGUUCCACGAAGCCCUCAAGUGCGUGGGUCUCCAGGAGACGGAAAUCUUGUACGCUGAUGGCAAAAAGGACCUGUGUGGGCCGCUGGAGAAGCAGCAUGAGGAGGAGAGGAAGAAGGAAAACAUUGGGUCCCAGGUAGAUACAGAGUCAGGCUAGGACCCUGGGGACUUUUGUGUCCCAUCCUCUUCCUCCUGCCAGCCCUUGUAUCUAUCGCAUGCAGUUAUGUCAAUAAAGCUUCUGUGUAUUUGCAGCAGGCUGGCCAGGUCUCUUGUUCAUUUUUUUGUUCAUUCAUUCAUUCAUGUUGAAGCUGCCCUGAGCGGAGCUCUCGCUGGGCAU
Messenger RNA from Loxodonta africana (African savanna elephant), 834 nucleotides. Its product is annotated as alpha-1-acid glycoprotein 2-like. The transcript is spliced from 6 exons. The record is from RefSeq and is a predicted model, not a curated record. Gene Ontology annotation, biological process: regulation of immune system process. NCBI's taxonomy places the organism in Eukaryota, Metazoa, Chordata, Mammalia, Proboscidea, Elephantidae. The coding region runs from base 28 to 654 and encodes 208 amino acids.